CUUCUUUCGCAAAGACGGAUGGUCCUUCCACAUCCACCUACUUCAAGGACCCUCUCUCUUAAUGGUAAAGGUUCAUUCUCUCUAUUGUCAAAGGUUGCCCACUCAUUACCGGUUACUCCAAUCGCAUCUUUGGGUCAAGAAAGUGUACAUGGCAGACAUCUGGGAUGUGCUUCUGAUUUAAAUACAAUGGUUGUCAAGCAGCAUAUAACUCGAUCACUUUCGGUUCCAGUUGAUGCCAAAGCCAGCAAAUUGAGGUGCACUCAGUCUAGGGUCUUGAUUCGUAUCAUUUCAGCCAGGCGGCAUCUUGCAACUGUUGAUGAAACUUCAACUGGUGAUUCUUCAGUCAUGGAGAUUGCUAUUGAGGAUGCUACAGCAGAUAUUCUAGAGGAAGAAGCAAUUUGUAGGAUUUGUUUGGCAGAGCUCGGGGAAGGAGAGAAUACUCUUAAGAUGGAAUGCAGUUGUAAAGGUGAUCUUGCACUUGCUCAUCAAGACUGUGCAGUAAAGUGGUUUAGUAUUAAGGGCAACAGGACCUGCGAUGUCUGCAAGUAG
Messenger RNA from Arachis ipaensis, 549 nucleotides. The record is from RefSeq and is a predicted model, not a curated record. Lineage: Eukaryota; Viridiplantae; Streptophyta; Magnoliopsida; Fabales; Fabaceae.